This is a messenger RNA of Caenorhabditis briggsae, 912 nucleotides long. It is a transcript of the gene Cbr-srx-137, whose product is annotated as Protein CBR-SRX-137. The transcript has 5 exons. NCBI's taxonomy places the organism in Eukaryota, Metazoa, Nematoda, Chromadorea, Rhabditida, Rhabditidae. The record is from RefSeq and is a predicted model, not a curated record. The annotation marks the transcript as partial.
AUGUCUGUAUUAUUUCAUGUGGUUGCGGUGGUUUCUAUGCUAACGACGAGUUUCAUUGGAUUCUUCGUCAACGUCUAUAUAUUUUGGAGGUUCGUUAGAAAACCUGGAGCGUUCAGUGACUUUCAUAAAUUUUGUCUAAUUAAAACCAUUCCGGAUAUGUUUGUCUGUGGAGCCUUUCUGUUUUGGGUAGUUCCAGUCACAGCCCUAUCCUUGACAUACGCUAAAGUACCGUAUCUCCCAAAUGUAUUUAUCGGGCAAAUAGCUAGUGGAGGAGCCUAUAUCUUGGGAGCCAGUAUCCAAAUGUGUAUGGCAGCUAACCGAUUCUUUGUGAUCUAUUUUCCAUUCCGACAACACAAAUCUAAACGAUCCUAUGCCACGUACUGCGCAAUUACAGUCUGUCUGGCACUUGCUGUAACUUAUACUCUGCUUGGUUUGAGAAAACUCUGCGCCUAUGUUUAUGAUCCAGAAAUCUUCUCUUGGAGAGUCGAAGAAUCCGAGUGUGCUGAUCAAAUGACAACUCUCAUUUUCUGGUCGAUUAUAGUGUUGGCUGUUUCAUCGAACAGCUUCAAUGUACUCACAGCAAUGAAGUUCUUGUGCGCUUCGACUUCCGGUAUCCGCCAAGCUGAUGCCGCCCGUCGUCGUAAGAAGCGUCUUUGGCUCUUUGUCCAAUGUGUCAUACAGGAUUGCCUUCACCUUACAGACCUAGUCAACAGUAUUUUUCUCUUUGAACUCAGCGACCAAGUCUGGUUCCGCUACAUCUUUCUGUGCUACUCAUUUCUCGCUAUUCACGCUGCAGAUGGAAUAGUCAUGCUCUAUUUCAACCCGGAAGUCCAACCCAAUUGGUGUCGUUCCAUUGGAUUCAAGCGUCAUUCGUCUAGAACUGGCGUGGUUGUUGUAUCAUCACAUCACUCA